Molecule: messenger RNA, 5838 nt
Organism: Camponotus floridanus (Florida carpenter ant)
Lineage: Eukaryota; Metazoa; Arthropoda; Insecta; Hymenoptera; Formicidae
Gene: ATP8A
Product: probable phospholipid-transporting ATPase IA
Exons: 22
Coding region: 806-4471 (1221 amino acids)
Biological process (GO): phospholipid translocation
Cellular component (GO): plasma membrane
Molecular function (GO): magnesium ion binding; ATPase-coupled intramembrane lipid carrier activity; ATP hydrolysis activity
Source: RefSeq, a predicted model, not a curated record
GCUAGAAAAAUAAGAGAAAAGGAGAGCAUCACCUAGGGCGCCGCAUUGGACACGCCGCAUUUAACAGCGAUGCGUCCCGCGUGCGGAUUUCCCGGUAACGCGAUCGAUGUCGCGGCGCGUGUGCGCGUUAACGACGCACGUGGCAUGUAGCCUGACGCGUCAUCGUCGUCGGCAGGGGUGUGGCAAGAGAGAGGAGGCUCCUUCCGACGUGCGAUGACGUGCUAGACCCUCUCGGACGGAUCAUUAUCCCGACUUGGGAGAGCGCGAUCGUACCGCGUGCGGUAUCCGUUCCGUUCCGUAUCGUUCAGAAAAUUGCGGAAGUAACGUGCGAGUGCGUGUGUAAAAGGAACGACUCCUCUUUCGCACGGGAAAAGGUGAGAGAUCGAUUGCCAGGCGGAUGUGCUACAGACCUGGCUUCUCGCCUUGAAAGAGGGCUCGUUCGAUCGAUCGCCAGAGACGAGACGUGCCGAUUCGUUUGUCCAGGAUUUUAGUUUCGCUCGCGCGAUUUUUUCGAGACUAGUGUUUUACGUUUGGAUAUUUUUUGAAAGUGAAGGGGAAGAAAACAGGAAAGAUAAGAUAAAAAGGGAAAGAAUUCUCUAAGUGCACUGACAGAUACCAGACUGACGCGAACGAGCUUCCUGCCCGUUGUAUCGAAUGCUCCGAUCCGGCCGUAGCUCCGAUUCGCGUGCACGUGUAAGACGCUCUCGUAUUCGCAGAGAUUAAAUAUGAAUCAGGACGGACGUACAACCCGUCUCGAUGACAUGUGAGAUAUACAUAAGUGUGACGGAUUUUACGACGAGUGAUCAUGGAAGUCGCGGCCACGAAGUUGGUACAGUGGUUCAACGAGCUCAGAUCCCGAGUGCAUCUUUAUCUGCAUGCCCAGACCCUUGGUCCGGUAAGAACGGAAAAUGGUGGCUCGCAGGAUGACGACCAGCCACCUACGCAAUACAUUGACGGUGAAGAAAGAGUUAUUUUUGUCAACGCACCUCAUCAGCCUGCAAAAUACAAAAAUAAUCACAUUACGACUGCGAAGUAUUCAUUUCUCUCGUUCAUACCUUUAUUCCUGUUUGAGCAAUUCCGUCGUUACAGCAACUGUUUCUUCCUGUUCAUCGCACUUAUGCAGCAAAUACCAGAUGUGUCUCCGACAGGACGCUGGACAACGUUAGUUCCACUGAUCUUCAUCCUCAGCGUAUCCGCUUUAAAGGAGAUAGUUGAAGAUGUUAAGAGGCACAGAGCGGACGAUGAAAUAAAUAUGAGAGAGGUGGAGGUGCUGAGAGAUGGGCGCUGGCAGUGGAUACAAUGGCGCGCCGUGGCCGUCGGCGAUGUGGUUAAGGUUCAUAACAACACUUUCUUCCCCGCUGACCUGGUUUUGCUGUCGUCAUCGGAGCCACAGAGUAUGUCCUUUAUAGAGACCGCCAAUUUGGACGGCGAGACGAAUCUGAAGAUACGACAAGCCCAUCCUGACACUGCCAAUCUUUUGGAUACCGCGGAAUUGAUGAAUUUUCGCGCCAACGUUCAAUGCGAGCCGCCCAACAGGCAUUUGUACGAGUUCCACGGAGUUUUACGAGAGACUAAUAAGCAGAGCGUAGCUUUAGGGCCUGAUCAAUUAUUACUCCGUGGCGCGAUGUUGCGGAACACACGAUGGGUAUUCGGCAUAGUCAUAUACACGGGGCACGAUACAAAACUUAUGCAGAAUAAUACCACGACAGCGCCAUUGAAACGCUCCACCCUCGAUCGGUUGAUCAACACGCAGAUACUGAUGCUAUUUUUCAUACUUCUUCUGUUGUGCAUUCUUUCUGCGAUAUUCAACGUCAUAUGGACGAACGCCAACAAAGACGGCCUCUGGUAUUUAGGCUUACAAGAGGAAAUGACUAAGAACUUUGCGUUUAAUCUUUUAACAUUUAUUAUUCUCUUCAAUAAUUUAAUACCAAUAUCGCUACAAGUAACGCUCGAAGUGGUGAGAUUCGUUCAAGCCACAUUUAUUAACAUGGACAUAGAAAUGUAUCAUGCGGAGACGAAUACUCCAGCAAUGGCUCGUACGAGUAAUUUAAACGAAGAACUUGGAAUGGUGACUUACGUAUUCACGGAUAAAACUGGUACUCUUACGAAAAACGUUAUGGAAUUCAAACGAUGUUCGGUCGGUGGAAAACUGUACGAUUUGCCAAUUCCUUCAAACGAUCAUGAAAGCACAAGCGAUAACACACACAGUUGUGAGUUAAUUAAAGAUAUUGUCGAAGGAAGAUCCAUGCAGGACUCUUCGAAUUCUAUAGACAAAAAGAAAGCAGAGCAUGCGGCUGUACUUCACGAAUUCAUGAUCAUGCUAUCAGUUUGUCAUACAGUUAUUCCCGAAAAAAUAGAUAAUUCUAUCAUUUAUCAUGCUGCAUCUCCAGAUGAAAGGGCGUUAGUAGACGGAGCACGUAAAUUUAAUUACGUGUUCGAUACACGAACGCCCAGUUACGUGGAAAUCAUAGCUCUAGGCGAAGUAUUACGAUACGAAAUACUAAAUGUAAUAGAAUUCACUUCAGCUAGAAAGCGAAUGUCGAUAGUUAUGAGAACUCCCGAGGGGAAAAUUAAAAUUCUUUGUAAAGGUGCUGAUUCUGUAAUCUAUGAGAGAUUAACACCAAUUCCUUUAGAAACUAGCGAUCUUGACCAAGAACAUGUAGAUGAUUUUCGUGAGGUGACUUUAGAGCAUUUGGAAAUGUUCGCUAGCGAAGGAUUGCGAACGCUCUGUUUUGCUGCUGCGGAAAUACCUGAAAACGUUUAUCAGCGGUGGUGCGAAUUAUAUCAUAAAGCAUCGAUUAGUAUGAUAAAUCGUGAAAAUAUGCUGGAACAAGCUGCGGAUCUUAUUGAAACUAAACUCACAUUAUUAGGGGCAACUGCGAUCGAAGAUCAAUUGCAAGAUCAAGUACCGGAAACGAUACAAGCUCUUUUACAAGCUGAUAUCAAAGUCUGGGUGUUGACAGGAGAUAAACAGGAGACCGCCAUAAAUAUCGGUUAUUCGUGCAAGCUAAUAACACAUGGAAUGCCUCUUUAUAUAAUCAAUGAAUCUUCUUUAGACAAAACGAGAGAAGUUAUCAUCCAACGCUGCCUUGAUUUUGGGAUAGACUUAAAAUGCCAAAACGAUGUGGCUCUAAUUAUAGAUGGCAGUACGUUAGAUUACGCUUUGUCUUGUGAUAUUAGAAUGGACUUCCUGGAAUUGUGUUCAGCUUGCAAAGUAGUUAUUUGUUGCAGAGUGUCGCCGAUACAAAAAGCUGAGGUAGUUGAUUUAAUUACGAGUAACAAGAAAGCCGUGACUCUUGCAAUCGGGGAUGGUGCGAACGAUGUGGCUAUGAUACAGAAAGCUCAUAUUGGCAUCGGUAUCUCGGGUGUCGAAGGCCUUCAAGCAGCUUGUGCCUCUGAUUAUUCCAUCGCACAGUUUCGUUUUUUGAAACGUCUAUUAUUCGUUCACGGUUCUUGGAAUUAUAGUAGAAUGUGUAAAUUAAUCUUAUACUCAUUUUACAAGAACAUUUGUCUAUAUGUUAUUGAAUUAUGGUUUGCCAUUUAUUCCGGUUGGUCCGGACAAAUUCUUUUCGAAAGAUGGUCCAUUGGACUUUAUAACGUUGUUUUCACCGCUGCGCCUCCAUUAGCUAUGGGUCUCUUUGACAAAGUAUGUUCCGCAGAAACUCGCUUAGCACAUCCAGCAUUAUACGCGACGAAGAAUAACGGCGACUCGUUUCUCAGUAUUAGAAUAUUUUGGAUAUGGAUUAUGAAUGCACUAUUUCACUCGGCGUUACUUUAUUGGUUGCCGCUUAUGGCUCUCAAACAGGAUGUAGCUUGGGGAAACGGUAGAGACGGCGGUUAUCUUUUAUUAGGAAACUUUGUUUAUACUUAUGUUGUAGUAACAGUAUGCGCGAAGGCAGGUCUAAUAAUAAACUCAUGGACAUGGGUCACUCAUUUAGCAACCUGGGGAUCUAUUAUACUCUGGUUCUUAUUUAUUUUUAUAUAUAGUAAUUUUUGGCCCGUCUUAAAUGUCGGCGCUGUGAUGUUAGGCAAUGACAAGAUGUUAUUUUCGUCGCCUGUUUUUUGGCUGGGACUUAUAUUAAUACCAACGGCAGUAUUGCUGUUAGAUGUUACAGUAAAUGCAGUAAUGAAUACAGUAUGGAAAUCGGUGACAGAAGCAGCCCGAGAAAAUGAAAUUAGGAAAUCCGAUCCUGGUGAGGUAUUCAGCAACCAGGAUUACAGAAGCUCAUUGACGGAAACGGCGAGGCUGCUGAAAAACGUUAAAAAUGUUUUCACCAGGCGCUCGAAUGCCGCCUCCAGAGUCAAUGUCGAGGUGGAGCUAUCACAAAUUAACGAAUUGCGACCUUUGUUAUUGCGCAUGCUGCGCGAUGCAGAUGGUUUCGCGUUCUCUCAAGAGGAGGGUGGUUCGGUAACCCAGACGGACGUGAUCAGAGCCUACGACACAAAUCUUCCGAAGCCCGGCGGCAUGUGAUUUAAACGGAGUGGCCGUCAUGCGGCAAGAAGAUGCUGGCUGCUCUUUCAAGCGGCCUGAGAGAGAUCGUUUCUGCUCGUUUUACGAGCGAUGCUCCAGAGGAUUGAUCGAUAUUCGAUAUGGAUCAAUGAUAGGCUUAAGAAAAUGCCAUGAAAACUCAAAAGAAAGAAUUAAUCCUUAAUCAAUCGCGUUUUGUUAAGUUAAAUUUUGAUAAUUUUAUUUUUAUUUUGAUGUGAUCUUUUAAUUUCGAGCAAUAAACAAUCUAACUUAGAUUUUUAUUGAUGGAAAAAAAAGGAAAUUUAUAUAUUUCUAAAUUUACACGUUAGACGUAAAAAAUGCGAUUAAUUAAGGAUUGAUGUGCGAUUAAUUAAGGGUUGAUAAUGUUAAUGUUCAAACGAAAGAAUUACUCUCUGAAUUACUGCGAUCAAUUUGUAGAAGAGAACUUCGACAUAUAUAUUAGCAUGAAUAAUUAUUUUGAUACUCCGUGAAAUUUUAUUCUAAUAUCGUAGAGACCUCUUGUUCUUAAAAAGUAUUGAAUAGCAACGUACUCGUGCGGAUUUCGACGAUGCGGCUACGUUUCGUCGCGAUGCAUUUGGGAAUGCAUUUCAUAUUAGUGUCAAAGUCGUGCAAAAUCCUAUUAUGCACCGGUAAAACGGCUUUUACGUCUAUUCUCGUACAAUGUGAGAGCAAGACACAUUUCUGUCGAGAAGUAAAAAUCGUACGAAAUUGCGCAAGUUGUAAUCAGCGAUCUUUGAAUGUUGAUAUACAUAUAUGUAUAUAUUUGUUCUAUAUAUAUAUGUGUAAAGAGAUUUUUUUCGAGAUAAUUAUCCAGAAGCUCUCUCUGGAAUUGCAAGUUAUUACCUCUAUUAUAUAUAUUAUAUAUGUGCAUAUGUAUGUGUGUGUGUGUGUAUAUGUAUAUAUACAUACAUAUAUGCAUAUAUGUAUACAUUUAAAAAAGAAGAAUUUAUACAUUUCCAAAGUUGAAGAAAAAGCUUUUGCGAUCGCGAUAUGCUCGAUGAAGGAUUAUGUUCGAUUUUGUGCCAGAAAAAGACUGUUGCCCUUGUUCUACAUGAAUGUACAUAUUUCGUUACUUUUUCUCUUUUUUUUUUAAUCAAUAACAUAUAUACGUAUAUCUCAUUACUAUACAUACUCACGAAAAACUGCAUUGUUAUCUAGUCAAGAUCGAAUAUCUAUCUUUCAGUCCAAUAUCUAUCUUUCAGUUUAAAGAAUCACUCUUCCGCCCAUCAUGGUACACUCUAUUUUAAGUUUAUGACUGAGGAAUUUAAUAGAGAUAUAUAUAUACAUAUAACAUGUGUAAAGUAACAAUUGUAUACACUAUGUUCGGAAUAAAACGAUGAUAAAAAGAU